AAACUGACAAAAGCGCGGCGCCAUAUUGCGUGCUUGUGUUUGGUUACUGUUCUGGCGCGUGGUCAAGAAUUGUUAUAUUUAAUUAAUUACCAUGUCCGAUAAUCAGGAACAAAAACCCGAAGCCGGCCCAGGCGACGCGAAUUCGGAAUACAUAAAGCUCAAAGUUGUCGGAAACGACAGUAAUGAAAUUCACUUUAGGGUAAAGAUGACCACUCAAAUGGGCAAACUGAAGAAAUCAUAUAGCGAUCGUGUGGGUGUACCUAUGACGUCACUGAGGUUUCUGUUUGAUGGCAAAAGAAUUAAUGAUGAUGAAACACCAAAGCAGCUCGAAAUGGAGAACGAUGAUGUGAUUGAAGUAUAUCAAGAGCAAACAGGUGGUCAUUACUGAGGAAAUAAAUCUAUUCAGUUUCAACAUCUUUUAAAGUGAAAGUGACUAUCGUAAAGAAAUGGACAAGUUUAACAGUAUAUAUAUAUAUGUAUGUUAUAAACAAAAUAUUAUGUAAUUUGGUUUUUUUAAGUAAUAUUUUGAUGUGCUGUUCUACAUUCCUGUAACGUGGCAAGUUUAAAAUCGUCAGCAAACAGUUUUCAUACUAAUGUAUACGUUCAUCCAGUAAAAACAAAACAGAGAAAAGAAUUAUGCCUUAAAUGCCGUAAGUCUUGUGUAUUAAUAAUUAUUUGGCAAUGUAUAUUUGCACUUUGCAGAUUUCUGAAACUUUAGAUACAUCGCGAGUAGCUUAUGAUUUGUUAUUGGAACGCGAUAAAUAAUGCACAUUGUGAAUAUGAUUUGAAACAAAAUUGUUGCGUUUAAGGCUGGUCUAAAAUAAAGUAACUGUAACAUUUUC
Messenger RNA from Ceratina calcarata, 842 nucleotides. RefSeq names its product small ubiquitin-related modifier. The record is from RefSeq and is a predicted model, not a curated record. The coding region runs from base 92 to 388 and encodes 98 amino acids. Gene Ontology annotation, molecular function: protein binding. Lineage: Eukaryota; Metazoa; Arthropoda; Insecta; Hymenoptera; Apidae. The transcript is spliced from 5 exons.